Molecule: messenger RNA, 1083 nt
Organism: Argiope bruennichi
Lineage: Eukaryota; Metazoa; Arthropoda; Arachnida; Araneae; Araneidae
Product: zinc finger protein 22-like
Exons: 1
Coding region: 354-875 (173 amino acids)
Biological process (GO): regulation of transcription by RNA polymerase II
Cellular component (GO): nucleus
Molecular function (GO): DNA-binding transcription factor activity, RNA polymerase II-specific; RNA polymerase II cis-regulatory region sequence-specific DNA binding
Source: RefSeq, a predicted model, not a curated record
UGUUUUCUCAGUUAAAGGAAAGUAAUUUGUUUAUUUACUUUAAUUACCUUAGUGUUGUUAAGCAUUAUUACAUUGAUGAUAAAUGGUAUUUUAUAAAUAAAUCUACAAAAGAUGAAAGAAAACACAUGAAAGUUAUCGAAUUUUAAGAAAAAUUGGGUGCGCAAGAAAUUUAUUCCUUUACAUCAGUAAUUAUUGACUGUUUCAACUGUUAUGUAUGAAUGAUACAUAGUUUUGUUUUGCAAAGUUAUCAUUGGUUGUACUUAUUGUGCUAACGAAGUUUCCAAAGGGUUGUGUUUGAAAUCGCGUAUUUUGUUCGAUACGCAAGAAAAUUUUUGUAUAUAUAUAUAUAAAAAAUGUGUAGUGAAACAUUAGUUCCUCAAUUUUAUUUGGAAGUUAUUUUGCCCGCUAGGGAGAAACCUCAUGCUUGUGAAAUAUGUGGCAAGGGUUUUCAUCGAAAAGCCACCUUAAGGCAGCAUAUGUUAAUCCAUACAGAAGAAAAAGCUCAUGUUUGUGAUGUUUGCAAUAAAGCAUUUUCUCAACAGGGUAACUUAAUGCAACAUUUAUUGACUCAUACAAAUGAAAAGCCUCAUGUGUGUGAUAUUUGUAACAAGGGUUUUUCUCAAAAGCUUCAUUUAAGGCGGCACAUGUUGUCUCAUACAAAAGAGAAACCUCAUGUGUGUAAUAUAUGCAGUAAGGAAUUUACUCAAAAGGCUCAUUUGAGGCGACAUUUAGCAACUCAUACAAAAGAAAAACCUUAUGUAUGUGACAUAUGCAAUAAAGAUUUUUCUCAAAAAUCAGAUUUAAGGAGGCAUUUAUAUAAAAGAAAAAUAUCUUGUGGAUCACGUCUGCAAAAAAGUACUGUUUCAGAAGACUGAUUUAAGAUGAUUUUUUUUUAGUUACUCGUCCAAAAGAGUGUGUGAUAUGUAUUUCAUAUUAUAUAUUUGUCAAAUUUAUUUCCUUUUUUAUUUUGAAGAUUUUUUUUAAUACCGAUAUACCUCUGCACAAUCAUCUUGAAGAUUUACUGGGAAAUAAUUCAAUGUAAAAAAGUUUAGUUUAAAGAAAUAUAUUUUUUAAAAUUUUUAU